Messenger RNA from Zingiber officinale, 1612 nucleotides. Its product is annotated as CDT1-like protein a, chloroplastic. Gene Ontology annotation, cellular component: nucleus. Gene Ontology annotation, biological process: regulation of DNA-templated DNA replication initiation; DNA replication checkpoint signaling; mitotic cell cycle. The record is from RefSeq and is a predicted model, not a curated record. Bases 111 to 1499 code for a protein of 462 amino acids. Gene Ontology annotation, molecular function: DNA polymerase binding; DNA binding. The transcript has 4 exons. Lineage: Eukaryota; Viridiplantae; Streptophyta; Magnoliopsida; Zingiberales; Zingiberaceae.
CAAACUGCCCUUGGGCAGGCCUCUAUCGGAGCCCUUUUUUUAUUGGGCGACCGUUACUCUCCCUUGUGCCCUCGUACUCCGCCUCCUCUUCGAUCCGCAUAGCGCUCCCCAUGGAGGCCGAAUCCCAAGCGACGCCUUCCCCUGCCGCUAAGAAGAAGGCAUCGGCCUCUCGGAUCUCGCCUGCCAAGGCCGUGUCGCUUGAAGGCCAGAUCUUUACGCCGGAGAAGCUGGAGCAGCUUCCGUUGCGAUCUAGAAACCGCGGCGUCGCCUUGUCUGUGGAGGAAGUACGACGUGCCGCCGUCGGGCUUCGGAGGCCCUCGGAUCGGUCCGAUCUAGCUCAAUCUGAUGCCAACCUCUCGUCAGUGGAGCAGCAACUCGGUGUCGGAUGGGCACCCUGUUCCAGUCCCAAGUCGAAGGUUAAAGAAAUCGCAAAGAUCCCUCAAAAAUACGAGUUGCUGUGUGAAUUUUUCAACUCAUUGGCGAGCUCUCUUCGUUUGCUUAAGCUAAAAGGGUCGAUGCCGACAUUCUUGAACAUCUGCACCAGUAUUCAACAUUUGACAGAGAGGAGGUUUACCCAUACUCACUUAGCACAAUUGAAAUACAUCAUCCCCGAAGCUAUAACUGUCAAGAAGGUUCUCUUGCAUGAUGAGACUACAUGCUGCAUGAAGCCAGAGCUUCAGAUAAGUCUGCAAGUUGAAGCUAUAGAAAAGAACAUCAAGGGGAAAAGUGAAAGCGGCUAUUCAAUUUUGAGGGCUGUUUUCAGGGAAAGGUUACUUAACUUCGUCAAAGAGCACCCAGAGGGAGAUGAUGUUCCUGAGGAUGAACUCCCGCAUCCAUUUAAUCCAACGAAGCUUACCGCAAAUCCGCUUAUGAAUAUCAAUGCCAAUGCGACAUUCAGAGAAUCUUCACCUAGUGUAAUUAGCCAGCAUCAUUUCAUAGCAUCAUGUCUCACGUCCCGAUGUUUUCAGAGACGGUUUUCAAGCAAACUUCCCAUUCCUAAUUCAGAGAAAACUCCUUUGGCAUGCCUCAGUGAUGCAUCUAUCUGCAAUGAUAUUCCUAUGUUUGUUGCCUCAUCUUUUGGACAUGCCUCAGCACCACAAGUACAUAGGAACCAAUUACUUGGUUUGCCUACCACAGUCUUGUUGACAAAAUGCGGAAGUGAUGAAGGGAAUGAAGAUAUGCUGACAGCUGACAAUUAUUUGAGCGAAGAACCAAAUUGUCACCAACAAACUCCUGCAAAGCGCCUAUCGACUCCCUUGCGGUUAAUGGCUAACACUCCAGAAUGUCCUGCUCCAAAGAGAUGUUGGAUGACUCCUAUCCAAGACAGUCCAAUAUUGGAAAAAUCUGCAAAGAGGCCAGCCAAGAUGAAGUUGUUUACGACUGAGAAGGAUGAGGAUAGAAAUUUGUCUGCUGAUGAAGAUGUCCUCAAUAUACUACCAAAAUCCCUUUUACAAUCUGUAAGUUCUUUUACUUUUUUCUGUAUAUAUUUUAAUGCCUGACUAAGUACCUUGAAAUGCUCCUCCCUUGGUCCCAUUGCAUCUCCUGGUUGCACAUUGUAGACCGCCAAACAUUGAUUUGAUUCUCAUUGAACAAACCCUGCUCUUCUUAGAAA